Chironomus riparius is the source of this 1357-nucleotide messenger RNA. NCBI's taxonomy places the organism in Eukaryota, Metazoa, Arthropoda, Insecta, Diptera, Chironomidae. The record is from the annotation of a GenBank genome assembly.
CAUCGAGCAGGAAAAGAAUUUAAAGAGAGUAAAAAACAAUUUUCUUUAAUUAAGUAUGAACCAGCAAGGCAUAUUGUACGGAGGAGAUGAAAUUGGUGCAUUAGUCUUCGAUCCGGGCCAUCAGUCGCUGAGAUUGGGAUUCGCACAGGAAGAUUCACCAAAAUCAGAAAUACCAUCAGUUGUAGCUGUUUCACCAGGCUCUGCUAAUGGAAUCACAGAACCUGAAGCAAAAUCUGAUAAUAACAUAACAUCCAAUAAAUAUUAUAUUGAUACCACCUUUUUGAAUGUUCCGAGAUCAAACUGUGAGAUCAAAACAUAUAUGAAAGAUGGAAUGAUAGAUGAUUGGGAACUUUUUGAAAAGGUAUUGGAUUAUGCAUACAAGAAGGUGAUUAUGUCCGAGUCAGAGCUACAUCCAGUAUUAUUUUCGGAAGCAUCAUGGAAUACCAGACAGAAUCGCGAAAAAUUGACAGAAUUAAUGUUUGAAAAGUAUAAUGUCCCAGCAUUUUUCUUGGUGAAAAAUGCCGUUCUUGCUGCUUUUGCAAAUGGUCGUGCAACUGCAUUAGUCGUUGACAGUGGAGCUAAACAUACAUCCGUUGUUCCAGUUCAUGAAGGAUAUGUCUUAACACAAGCUGUAGUUAAAUCUCCUUUAGGCGGUGAUUAUUUGUCCAUGCAAUGUCGUCAACAUCUUGAAACACAAGGAAUUGAUUUAACAAUGGGAUAUGCCAUAUCUGGAAAGGAUGUUGUAAAGGAACGUGAUCCACCAAGAUAUACGAAAAGAACACUUCCUGAGAAUUUAACGACUUCAUGGCAAAACUACAUGCUUAGGCAGCAAUUACAAGAUUAUCAAGCAGCUGUUGCUCAAGUAUUGGAAUCGCCGUUUGAUGAACGAGUUGCAGCACAAAUUCCAGCUGUUCAUUACGAAUUUCCAACUGGCUAUCAUCAAGAUUUCGUUUCAGAACGUUUUAAGCUUGCUGAAAGUCUUUUCGAUCAUACAAUGUUAGGAGCUGGUCAAUUAGCAUCAACUUGUGUCUCAAACUGCGAUGCUGACAUACGACUAGCUCUUUACGGAUCUGUUGUUGUGACUGGUGGAAAUAGUCUUCUUCCUGGUUUCGCUGAACGCCUAAAUCGUGACUUGUCACAUCGUGCACCAUCAAAUACUAGAAUUAAAAUGAUUGUGGCGAACGGAACCGUUGAGAGACGCUUUGGAGCAUGGAUUGGAGGGUCAAUUUUGGCUAGCAUAGGAACAUUCCAGCAAAUGUGGAUUUCCCAGCAAGAGUAUGAGGAAGGAGGAAAAACUCAGGUCGAACGAAAAUGUCCAUAAACAAAAGAAAAAGUCUUAAUUUCAUUAAUAAUAAUU